Linum trigynum is the source of this 3626-nucleotide messenger RNA. The record is from the annotation of a GenBank genome assembly. Lineage: Eukaryota; Viridiplantae; Streptophyta; Magnoliopsida; Malpighiales; Linaceae.
CUUUAAUCCCGCUUGUUACAAAUGGAGGGAACGCCAGGGCCGCCAUGGACAGAGGAGCAGCACGAAAUGAACAACUCGCUGCCGCUCUGUCUCUCGUAUUUGACUCAUGCCAAGACUUUAACAUCUGUCAAGCAAGUCCACGCCAAUUUACUCAAGACUGGCUUUCACGCCGAUCGUUUGGUCGCCGGGAGGUUGCUCCUUCACUGUGCCACGGCUCUCUCCGACUCUCUCGACUAUGCUUGCUCACUCCUGCGCCACGCUCCGGAUCCUGAUGUAUUCAUGUGCAAUGCCGUUAUUCGAGGGCUAGCGGAAUCUGAUAAUCCCUUGAACGCCAUCUCUGCAUUUGUGGAGACGCGGAGGGAUUUCGGGUUGCCUCCGGAUAGCUAUUCGUUUGCGUUUGCUCUCAAAGCCGCUGCGAAUUUGAGAUCCUUCAGAGUUGGAAUUCAGUUGCAUUGCCAAGCUUUGAGCUAUGGUUUUGAUAGCCAUAUCUUCGUCGGGACUACUUUGAUAAGUAUGUACGGGGAAUGCCGGUGUGUUGGUUUAGCAAGGAAGGUGUUUGAUGAAAUGCGUCAACCAAAUAUUGUCGCGUGGAAUGCUGUGCUCACUGCGUGUUUGAGGGGAGAAGAUGUGAAGGGUGCGUCAGAAUUGUUUAAUCUUAUGACGUUCAAGAACUUGACAUCCUGGAACGUGAUGCUUGCGGGUUGCAUGAAAUCAGGGGAACUAGAGCUAGCGAGAAAGGCGUUUUCUGAAAUGCCGAUGAAGGAUGAUGUCUCAUGGAGCACCAUGAUUGUUGGGUUCUCUCAUACGGGAUAUUUUGAUGAGGCUUUUGGGCAUUUCAGGGAGUUGAGGAGAGUUGGGAUGACACUGAACGAGGUGAGCUUGACUGGGGUGCUCUCAGCUUGUGCACAAGCAGGAGCCUUUGAGUUUGGAAAAAUCCUCCACGGAUUUCUUGAGAAAGCUGGCUUCCUCUGGAUGGUUUCUGUUAACAAUGCGUUACUGGAUACUUAUGCUAAGUGUGGCGACAUAGCAAUGGCUAGGCUAGUCUUUGAACGAAUGCCUCAGAAAAGAACCAUAGUUUCUUGGACCUCAUUGCUGGCAGGACUUGCAAUGCACGGUCAUGGAGAUGAAGCAAUUCAGCUCUUUCAUGAAAUGGCAUCAACUGGAGUAAUGCCUGAUGGAAUCAUCUUUAUUUCUCUUUUGUAUGCUUGUAGUCAUACUGGAUUAGUUAAAGAAGGAUGUACCUACUUUUAUGAGAUGAGGAAUGUCUACAAUAUUGAACCGUCUAUUGAACAUUAUGGUUGUAUGGUUGAUCUAUAUGGUCGAGCUGGCCAGCUGUGGAAGGCAUAUGAAUUUGCAUGUCAGAUGCCAAUUCCAGCCAAUGCAAUUAUUUGGCGGACCCUUCUCGGUGCUUGCAGCUUUUAUGGGAAUAUUGAGUUGGCAGAGAAAGUGAAGCUAAAGCUUUCUGAGCUAGACCCCUACAACUCUGGUGACCAUAUUCUACUUUCAAAUGUUUAUGCAGUUGCAGGGAAGUGGAAAGAUGUUGCGGCUGUGCGACGAUCAAUGAAUGAUCUGAAAAUCCAGAAAACUCCUGGGUGGAGCAUGAUUGAGGUAGAUAAGGUCAUGUAUACUUUCUUGGCUGGUGUAAAGCAGGAUGAUAAGAUCAUAGUAGAGGCUUACGAGAAACUGAAGGAGAUAAUAUUGAGGCUACGGUUGGAAGGAGGGUAUGCUCCUGAAGUUGGUAAAGUCUUUUAUGACCUAGAAGAAGAGGAAAAAGAAGACUCCAUAUCCAGUCACAGUGAAAAGCUUGCUGUAGCCUUUGGGAUUGGAAGAUUGUGCAAGGGAAAGAAGAUAAGAGUUGUCAAGAAUUUGAGGAUUUGCAGGGACUGUCAUGUCAUGAUGAAGUUGAUUUCUGAUGUCUAUAAUGUUGAGAUUGUUGUAAGAGAUAGAAGCCGGUUUCACUCUUUCAAGGAUGGGUUUUGUUCGUGCAGAGACUACUGGUGACUGCUGGUCAAAGCUGCAGCUGUGAAUUUCAUGUUGAAAUGUAGAAGAGCAAACCAAGAUAAAAAAUAGAUAUAUCAUUGCGAUGGUAGAACCGAGAAUAUUCCUACUGGCAUGGACAUAAUAAGAAUCGAAAAUUGGGUCAAUAGAGUCAGCCCUGUGGUCUAGCUCGUCAUGGUUCUGAUGUUUCUGUCAACUAAUUGGAGCUAACUGACUUUUGCUGCAUUUCAAGAUGAGGAGUUUCAACUGUUGCCUGCUCAACCUGGUUUGGUGACUUAGCACUGGACUGCUCCUAGCUCCUAGCCUAAUGUCAAGAAUGAGUGGUUAUCAGCCAGUUGAAGUUGGUCCUGGUUGAAAACCCAAUAUCCGUCGAAUGGUAAGAAUUCCUAGUUUUCCUUGUAUGUUAUAGGGUUAUUAUAUUGUUUCCCCCUUGUUCAUUGAGAAGAAUGCAUAGUUUUAGGGAAUGGAUCUGCAUUGUACUUUCCUCAGCCAAUAUUUGAUGAUAUGAAAUAUAAGUUCUUGGUUCUAACUCCACAAUAAUCUUCCCCGCCAUUUUUUCCCAAAUAGAUAAACAUAGUCAUCAGUUAUAUCUUAUGAUCUACUCUUCUGCAGUAACCAUUCUACUAACAUUUUAAGUUUACUUUUGGAUAACUCAAGGUUCCUUGAAUUCACAAUUUUUUAUUUAUUUUCAAAUGGAAUUAAAUUUCCUGAUAGUUCUAAUCUGAAUACUGAAUGUUGAUUGUACUUGCUUGUAGGUGACGUGUUAAAGGGCAGGUACUUCAUGCUAUUGGUUUAUAAAGGCCCAGUAAUAUAGCCUCUGCAACUCCCGGACUUCACCAUCAUUCUGAAAAUCUUGAUCAAGGGUAAAGAACGGAAAAUGAUAAGAGAACUGGGAAUCAGAACCUUGAUUGAGAACAUACUCAUGUGCAGCUACAAGUAUUGCGUGAUUUGCAGCCUAGUGAUGUUGUUACUACUUGGUCCAGUUGAACAUCAGACUCGGCUCACCAGAAACCAGAUAGAGAAUUAAGUUGUUAUUCAUGCUCUGGUUUGUAAGUGUUUGUCUGAGCACAGAUCUGCUGCUUCAUUUUCGGAAGGCAUUUUGAAUCUCAGGAUGGUGUUUCUGUAUGCUAUAGAAGUAUAUAGAUCGCCACAAGCAACCAGAGACUGUUGUAACAGAAAAGUGCCAUCAGAAGGUUUGUAAGGCGAUGGAUUUGAACACACUUCUUUUGAGAGGGCAUCAAUAUAUGAAUCUUCAUGUCAACUUGAGGUGGAUGGAACAUCGAUAUCAAGGAGCGCUAAAUUGACAUCAGGUUUGGCUUACGAAAGGCAUGAGCGUAUAUAAGCUGUACUGUAAAUACUCUGCAUUACAAGUAUUCUACAGGCUUUUAUAGGGGCACAGUAGCUCUGAUUUAUACAACAUUGGAACUAUCAUUAAGCAACUUGUGAAGGACCUAUCUUUUGAAAAUAGAAGAUGGCUUUUGUUUAUUCCUUUUCCAUUUGUACACUCUCUGUACAGUUGGUAUUCCUUAUAGCAAACGGUAUUGCUUACAUUGUUACCACUGCCAAGCGUUGAUUUUGUGCGAGCCUGAAUCGAUUAAGUUAUUUUCUUAUAAAUGGAUGCAGUCAUU